AUGCCAGACCUCAAAGCCUCUCCUGUCCCAAGCAGUGGCGUGACUGCGACCGCCUCAGCCCCUGCAAUGGAACCCUGUACCUCCACGGACUUGACGAUGACUCCGGCCUCGUCAUUUCGCAACGUCUCGGCUUGCAAUCGCUGUCGCCUACGAAAGCACCGCUGUGACCAACGGCUUCCAAGAUGUCAAUCCUGCGAGAAAGCGCAGCUCCGAUGUGUGGGCUAUGACCCGAUCACCAAAGCGGAAAUACCACGUAAUUACGUGUACUUUCUCGAGAACCGCAUCAAAUAUCUCAAUGCUGUCCUGUCACGUCACCAGAUAAAUUGCAAACCAGUCGUCGCCUUCGACGAGGAAGAGGCAGAUAGCGAAGAUACAGCGAUCCAGGUAUCUUCGACGAGCGCCAAUUCUCACUACUUCAACGUGCCAACUGAAAGGUCAAAUUCGGCAAAUAAGGAGACAGGGACCUCGAGAGCAAAGCAAGAUUCUCCUGAAUUCAAUAACAAUCCAGAUGAUCUGAUUUUGGACCUGUUGUUUGGGAAGGCAGCAAGGCGUGAAAUCAUGCGGCUGGACAAAGGAUGUGAUCGGGUUGGAGGCGACGGAACUUCAAUCCGCACCUUCUUUUUCGGCCUUCGAGCAAACCGGUCGACCAAGGAAUGUGUAAGUCUUCCUAGCCGAGAACAAGCAGAAAAGCUUGUAGAUUUAUAUUUCAACCACGCGAAUCCACAUAUGCCGGUGCUGCAUCGGUUUGAAUUGAGAGAGGUCCUCAUUCAUACAUACUCCGCUCGAGAGGGAGACCGCUCCGCUCGCAAUUUAUAUUUCCUCUUCAUCGUGCUCGCUAUAGGUGCCGCGAUCUACUGUGAUUCUGUCUCGCCGAUCACUGACCGUGGACGGCAGCAAAAGUGGUGUGAAACAAGACCAAACAAGAGACGGAAGCUACUGUCGAGAAAUUUCUCCACGCCCGAGCAAUACCAUGCUACCGCUAUGGCCUAUCUGGAACGAUCCUUAGGGCCCGCCACUUCUUCAGAUCAGCUCAAUGAGCUCGAAGAGCUACAGGCGAUGAUCCUCCUCGCAAGUUUUGCUCUUGUUAGGCCCACCGCACCCGCACUUGGAUGCCUGGUUGACGUGGCUGUUCGUUCAGCUAUAGAUUUACGUCUGUACUGUGAGCACGAUGCCGGUCCAUUCUCGAGUGAUACCAAACAUUAUCAUUCCUUGGGUGGCCAUGAAACACAUCAGGACUGGACUGACGACUUGCGCCGGCGUCUGUGGUGGUGUGUAUACAGCCUGGAGCGUCUCGUUGUGCCGUAUCUCGGCCGGCCUUUCUUUGUUCCAGAUGAAGUGAUUACAACGGAGUUUCCCUCCAUCCUUGACGACAAAUUUAUCACACCAUCCGGUACUUUGAUACCCCCGGAAAAUAUGGCCAGCUAUAAAUAUACAACCCAUCAUUUCCUCAAGCUGCGAAUCCUUCAAUCGGAAAUCCACAACGCAAUUCAAUACCAACAAGCUUUAGUGACAACAGAGAGAAACCCCAUGAGCCGAAGCCGGAAACCCCCCUCAUUCCUUAAAGUCUUUUCAUCCUUUAGUUCGUGGCGGGUGGACAUGAAUCAGAGACUUGAUGAAUGGAGAAGCUCGAUUCCGCCUCAAGAGAAAACUGGUUCCAGCCAUUGCAUUUUGUCGAUGGAGCUGGAAUACUGGCAAGCUAUCAUUACGCUCUAUCGUUGGAGUGUCACGAUACCUGAGGGACUGGUUGAAUGCUCUGGCCUUGUCAAUGAUAACAUCCCGCAACUCACCAUCGAGGCCCCGGAAAGUCCGGACAUGAUUUGUCUUAAAGUUGCCAAGGCGGGCCAAGAAGUGAUUCAAGUAUAUCGUUUGCUGCACAAUAUGGGACUAACCAACGUCACGUACUUGCCGGUGCAUGGGAUCUUUAUUGCAGGCAGUUAUCUUUUUUUCGCCCUGUGGAAUUCCUCCUGUGCUCGCCACAAGUGGGCUGUCCAAGACCUUGAUUAUGCCAUUCUGGCCGGCACUUCUGUCUUGGAUGACCUCGCGGGUAAAUACGCCCCGGCAUAUGCCACCCGGGACGCAUUCAAGCGGAUGGGUAUCGCGACCGUGGAAAUGUGUCUUGCGAAAGAGAACUGUGGAUACUCACUCUCUCAAUCAAGAGACAUGGAGUUUGCCAGGACUUGUCAGGAUCUUUUGCAGAGUAACGGCGCAACAGACAGGCCAAUGAUAGGGCGUGGGACAUCCAUAGGCCCGGGGAUAUGGCAAGAACCGGAGCCCACUGGCUGUCUUGAACUCAAAAUCCCGACUGUACGAUAUGGGAUGCUCAGACACUCAGCCGAAAGCGUCUCCAAGAGUCCAGAGACAGAUAUCUCGACUCUGGAGUGUAUUCAAGGGACUUCAUCGUCAGUUUCUGUUGGCUGUCAAGAUGACCUAUGUGAAAUCAAGCCUCGGAUAGAGUGGCUGGGAAAUAACGAUUCCCAAACUCUUCCUCUCCUGGCUUCUCCCGACUUAUCCUCCAAGACUUACGAGCAGCCUUGGGCCCUUAGAGGCGAUUAUUCAACAUCAAGCGAUUUUGAGUUUUUGAGCUUCACUUUUGGUGCGUCAAAAGACACCUCGGAAAUUUCGGAUCAUGUCACAAAUUGCACAUCUAAGCCUAUAUUACCGGACGUGAACGUCGGAUUAGACGAUGCAAAAUGUGAGACUGACCAGGACUCCCUAGAAGCUUACCUAGUUGAAUGGGCCGGCUCUGACUCGCCGAUAGACUAA
Messenger RNA from Penicillium cinerascens, 2763 nucleotides. Its product is annotated as Zn(II)2Cys6 transcription factor. The transcript is spliced from 3 exons. Gene Ontology annotation, molecular function: sequence-specific DNA binding; zinc ion binding; DNA-binding transcription factor activity, RNA polymerase II-specific. Bases 1 to 2763 code for a protein of 920 amino acids. Gene Ontology annotation, biological process: positive regulation of transcription by RNA polymerase II; DNA-templated transcription. Lineage: Eukaryota; Fungi; Ascomycota; Eurotiomycetes; Eurotiales; Aspergillaceae. The record is from RefSeq and is a predicted model, not a curated record.